Molecule: messenger RNA, 558 nt
Organism: Penicillium alfredii
Lineage: Eukaryota; Fungi; Ascomycota; Eurotiomycetes; Eurotiales; Aspergillaceae
Exons: 2
Coding region: 1-558 (185 amino acids)
Source: RefSeq, a predicted model, not a curated record
AUGGUGGCAGACUCGAAGCGGGAGACCUUCCUGCCACAUAAGCUAUGGGAAAACAAAAGGAACGGCGAUGAAAACGAAAGGGUGGGAUCCAGAGGAAUCCUUAGUGAAAGGGGAACUGAUAAGAAUCAUUCAACUCGUUUCGGAAUUCCUAUCAAGCCAAGCAGGACUAGCGAAGCUUUGGAUCGUUCAAAGAAGCAGUCGACAACUCAGUACCACAGAUUUUAUAACAUUGAUCAAGCUGGACCAGGUGUGGUAGCCCUGAAGGAUACUGAGAAUUUCCCUGUCUGCCUUAUCAAGGAGCCAAAUAUCGGCGAUUGCUUGCUGGAGAAAAGAUCCUUCUAUGACCGACAUAAAGAUAUUAAAGCGGUUGGAUCCAUUGUGGUCUCGCUCAGCGAUCGCACCACUCUACUAUGUGAAUCGAGCCGAGAUGCAGAUAUACCGCCCUUGUCAGAACAAGCGAAUUCUUUUAUCGAGAGAACGAAGGCAGCAACAUCAGUGGAGCAACUUUUGAAGGUACUAUCACUUACUAUGGACAUAGAAGAGGAUGCUCAUAGAUGA